Adineta ricciae is the source of this 3297-nucleotide messenger RNA. The record is from the annotation of a GenBank genome assembly. Lineage: Eukaryota; Metazoa; Rotifera; Eurotatoria; Adinetida; Adinetidae.
AUGAAUUCAACUGGAUCAUCGUCAUCAACUUCAUUUGUUUUAUUUGAUUUAAAUAAAGAUCAUCGAUUAGAUGCAAUUAUUGUUAAUAAUGAUACGGGAAAUAUUAAUAUUCUUCAUGGAUAUUUUCAAGGUUUUCCUAUUCCUAUAAAAUUUAAUAUUAAAUCUGCUUCAUGGUUUAUAAUUAAUCAUGAUUUAAAUCAUGAUAAAAUAUUAGACUUGAUAGUUACUAGUGACAAAAAUGAUAUCAUAAUUUGUCUUGGAUUUGGUGAUGGAUCAUUUACACGUAAAGUAACAUAUCAAACUGUUUAUCAUCCUCAACAUGCAGCUGUUGGAGACUUUGAUAACGAUGAUAAUGUCGAUAUAGUUGUUGUUAAUGCUCAAGAAGCUUAUAUUUAUAUAUACUUUGGAAAAGGUGAUGGUACUUUUCCAACUAUCAGAACAUAUUCAACUUAUUUUUAUCCAUAUUUUGUCGCUGUCAAUGAUUUAAAUAAUGAUAAUCAAUUAGAUAUUGUUAUUGUCGAUCAUUUUUAUACUGAUAAUCAAUUAUAUACUGUUGAUAUCGAUCAUUUUUAUGAUGAUACUACGAGUGUUUUUCUCGGUUAUGGCAAUGGUUCUUUUGCAUUCCCUAUGAUCUAUUUAACUGGCUUUGGACCACGAUCUAUGUCUAUAAGUGACCUGAAUAAUGAUGAUAAUCUUGAUAUAAUUGUUACCAUUUAUUUUAGCAACACUAUAAAUAUAUUUUAUGGAUAUGGGAAUGGAAGUUUUCAUGAGCAAAUCAUAUAUCCAGUUGAUGAUUAUUACCCAUAUUUUGUAACAACUGCUCAUUUUAAUAACGAUACUUUUGUGGAUGUUGUUGUUACUUUUUAUUAUAGCCGAAGCGUAUGUAUUCUUCUGGGCUUUGGAAAUGGUUCUUUUGAACAAAAGGUGACAUAUGAAGUUGAUUUGUAUCCACUAUAUGUAGAAAUUGGUGACAUGAAUAAUGACACAUAUUUAGAUAUUAUAGUUGCUUGUUCGGAUUCAACAAGUAUCUAUAUUUUAUUUGGAUAUGGAAAUGGUUCAUUUAGUGAUGCACAAUCAUAUUAUACAAAUAUGGGUUCAUAUGCUGUAACUAUUGGUGAUUUUAAUCAUGAUCAACGAUUGGAUAUAAUUGUACCAAAUGUAAAGAGUAAUUAUAUAGGAAUAUUACUACAAAAUAACAAAGGUAUCCUUAGAAAUCAUUUGACUUAUGCAUCAGGUGGAAGUUCAAAAUUACGAUCAAUGUUGAUCGAAGAUAUAAAUAAUGAUACUUAUUUAGAUCUUAUCACUGCUAAUUAUGGUACUAAUGAUCUUACUUUUCUUUUUGGUGAUGAAAAUAUGAAUUUUCAGAAUGAAAUAAAGAUUAAAUUGAAUACAAAUUCUCAUCCAUCAUCAAUUACUUUUGGUUAUUUUAAUUCUGAUCGACAAUUAGAUAUUGCCGUAGUUCUUGUUGAUUCAAAUCAAAUUGGAAUGUUACUUGGAAAUGGAAAUGGUUCAUUCAUUCUUCAAGAUACUUUUCAGAAUUGUUCAAUAUCUCCUCCUUUGAUUGUUUCAGCUAAUGAUUUUAAUGAUGAUGGACAAUCAGAAAUUGUUGUUGUAUAUGAUCAAAGUGAUUCAAUUGAUAUGUUCAGCACAUUUAAUAGAGGAACUUUUGUAAUUUCACAUAAAUAUCCACUUGGUGUAGCUCCAAUAAAUGUAGUUGUAGAUUAUCUUAAUAAUGAUAGUUAUAUUGAUAUUAUUGUUGUUGAUUUGACGUCAAAUGAUAUGAGAAUUUUUUAUGGAAAUGGAAAUGGAAGUUUUACAGGUCCAUCGAUCUAUUCAACUGGUAAUAGUCCAGUUUGUGUCGCAGUUGGUGAUUUUAAUUCUGAUUAUCGAUUAGAUUUAGUUGUUGGAGAUUAUGAUUCUACAUUCUAUAUAUUCUUAGCAAAUGAUAAUGAUAGUUUUUCAAAUUCAACUGCUUAUUCAGUUGACUCUCCCGUCCAACAUCUAGCAGUUGGUGAUUUUAAUGAAGAUAAUCGAUUAGAUCUUGUUGUCAUCACUUCUAGUGAAAAUAUCAUUCUAUUUCAAGGGUUUGGUAACGGUUCUUUCUCUUUAAACGAAAUAAAAUAUCAAACUGGCGACGAUCCAGAAUUUAUAAUUGUAGCUGAUUUUAAUAAUGAUUCUCAUUUGGAUUUUGGUGUUGCUAAUUUUGGUAGUGACAAUGUUGGUAUUUAUCUUGGUUAUGGAAAUGGUUCUUUUACUAAACAAGUAACAUAUUCGGUUGGUUUCUACCCAGGUUCAUUAGCAGUUGCAGAUCUAAAUCAUGAUAAUCGAUUAGACAUUGUUGCAACUACAAAUCUUCCAGGAACAGUCACUGUCCUCCUUGGCUAUGGUAAUGGAUCCUUUUCAUAUCCAAAACUCUUUUCAGUUGGUGAGAUUCCAAAAUCUGUCGCUAUCGGUGACUGUAAUAAUGAUAAUUAUCCAGAUAUUAUUGUCGCUAAUAAAUAUAGCAACUCCAUAAGUGUUUUGUUAGGAUAUGGUAAUGGUUCAUUUCGUACUCAAAUAGAAUAUACAAAUGUUUUGAUGCCAAUCUCUAUAGCAGUUCAUGAUUUUAAUAAUGAUAAUCAACUUGAUGUUGUUGUUGCAAGUUUCGAAGAUGUAAAUUUAAUCAUUAUGUUUGGUCAUUCAAAUUUCGUUUUUGAAAAACAAACAACACUCUUAACUGAUACUAAUUCUCAAUCUCGAUCAUUUGUAAUUAAUGAUUUUAAUAAUGAUCAUUAUAUGGAUAUUAUUGUAGCUAAUUCAGGUACAAAUAAUAUUGGUAUUUUCUAUGGAUAUGGAAAUCUCACAUUUACAAAUCAAAUAACAUAUUCAACUGGUAAUAAUUCACAUCCAUAUUCUGUUGCUGCAGGUCAUUUCAAUGCUGAUAAACAAUUAGAUCUUGUCACUGCUAAUUUUGGUUCUGAUACUAUUAGUAUUUUUCUUAAUAACGAUAAUAAUUCAUUUUCAAAUCAAACAACAUAUUCAACUGGUUCAUCUUCAUCACCUUAUUCUGUUGCUGUUGGAUAUGUAAAUAAUGAUAAUAAAUUGGAUAUAGUUGUUAUAAAUUAUAAUAAUAAUAAAAUUGGAAUAUUUCUUGGUCAUGGUGAUGGAACAUUUGAUGAUAUAAUAUUAUUUGCAAUGCCAUAUGGAUCACAUCCAACCUCACUAGCCCUUGCUAAUUUUAGUCUUGAUGGAAAAUUGAAUAUUGCCGUGAUAAAUAAUGGCACAGACAGCUUGAGUCUUUACUUACAACCUUGUUAA